AUUUCCCUUCUCCUUGUUGCAACUUUAGUCUUAAGAGCGUCAAUUUUCGUGUUAUAAAAUUAUUAGAGUCUGGCAGAGCUCUGGUGACGGUCUUGGUGAGACAAGAGAUUGGAAACUCUAUACUAUCUAAUCCGAGUUGGGUGAAUGCUCUGUCACCAGACGAGCUCGGAAAACGAAAAUGCAUUCGACGGCAAAUGAUGAGGAUGUUGGCACUACCAGCCACACAGAGCGAGGCCCCAGUGCAAUGCUGCCAGGCUCUCCCAAUUCCUCCGCGUUGUCAUCAGCUGCAUACGGACAGUGGGUUCCAGGAAGCUACGGUUCUCACUCUGCGUCUUAUCAAAGUGGUAUCCAGAGGCAAAGAUCCGCAUCGUUCUCUACCCGAAUUCGACAGGUUGGAGGUGUAAACAGCAUAGACAACUUCGCGCGGUCAUGGCAAAGGGCUGCUGGCUUUCCUGAGAUUAUUCCGCAUCGUCCGUCAUUCAUCAGAACUGACUCUGAAGAUGAAAUUGCUAUCGCGACAGGUGCUGGUUUUGGUUCAAGGUCUGGCUCACUCAGCCAAUCGAUUCGAACGCAUCGCGGAUCUGCAGGUGUAAAUGCUGGAGAAGCGGGAGAAAAUGAGAAUUUUGACGACCCCGGGCCUUCGAGAAGACCUUUUGUGGAUUCCAGUUUGUUGGGAUUAUCUUUUGACAGGCUGUAUGGGACUUCAUACGGAACGAUUUCCUCGGGAGGGGGCGAUGGGAUCACUCGUCAUCUGUAUCAACUUCACCAAGGGCACCAGACCCAGACAGAGAACCCAAUUGACGACGAGAUAGCGCCCCUAGUUAUCAAGCAAGUUCAGCACGAAGACGGUACAGCCGAAACUAUCAUUGUUGGCCAGUCUACUGUGCCGCAGACCAUUUUUAAUUCGGUUAAUGUCUUAAUAGGCGUAGGCCUGUUAAGCUUACCACUAGCAAUGAAGCAGGCUGGUUGGCUCUUGGGGUUAUCUUUUUUACUAUUCUCAGCAGUUACAACAUCUUACACUGCUAAGAUACUCGCAAAAUGUCUGGAUGUUGAUCAUAGCCUACUUACGUAUGCGGAUUUGGCAUACAUCAGUUUUGGACCUCAAGCACGUCUGAUAACUAGCCUCCUGUUCUGUUUGGAGCUUGUUGGAGCAUGCGUCGCUCUCGUUGUACUCUUCGCAGACAGCCUUUAUGUCUUGAUCCCCAGCCUGAGUAUUCUUCAAUGGAAGAUAAUAUGCGGUCUUAUCCUUGCUCCACUCAGUUUCCUGCCGUUACGACUAUUGAGCGUCACAAGUAUCCUAGGAAUCAUUUCUUGCACAUUAAUUGUGAUUCUUACAUGCAUUGAUGGUUUUAUCAAACCCGAUGCGCCUGGCUCCCUUAUUCAGCCUGCCAGGACUUCUCUCUUUCCUGACGAUUGGGCCAGUUUACCGCUCAGUUUUGGCCUCAUAAUGUCGCCUUGGGGCGGCCAUGGAGUUUUUCCCAACAUUUACCGAGAUAUGAGACACCCCCAGAAAUAUGGCAAGAGUCUAUGGGUUACUUACCUCUUUACUUAUUCCUUAGAUUGUGCGAUGGCUAUAAUCGGCUGGCUAAUGUUUGGAGAAGGAGUCAGAGAUGAGAUAACAGCAAAUAUAUUGAUGUCAAGCGAGUAUCCACAAGCUUUGUCUAUUUGCAUUAUCAUCUUCAUUUCGAUCAUUCCGAUAACCAAAGUGCCUUUAAAUUCUCGGCCUUUGGUGGCUACCGUCGAGGUCUUAUGUGGACUCGAGCCUCGCCUCGAAGCGGCAACAAACCGUCCUGAAGGAUCGAGGGCGACCGUUCAACAGGCUUCAAAGGUGAUUGUACGAAUCUCAGUUGUGAUCUUCAUUGUCUUGAUGUCCGUUGUCUUCCCGUCCUUCGACAGGAUCAUGGCCUUGAUGGGGUCCUGUUUAUGUUUCACGAUAUGCAUCAUACUGCCCCUCGCGUUUCAUCUGAAGAUAUUCGGUAAAGAAAUCAGUCGGGGCGAACGCAUUCUGAAUUGGAUUCUCAUCGUCAUCUCAUCGGUCAUGGCUGUCAUCGGUACCGUUUGGGCGUUUUUACCGAAAAAUGUCGUGUGA
Messenger RNA from Penicilliopsis zonata CBS 506.65, 2089 nucleotides. RefSeq lists its product as hypothetical. The transcript is spliced from 6 exons. The coding region runs from base 179 to 2089 and encodes 636 amino acids. Gene Ontology annotation, molecular function: amino acid transmembrane transporter activity. Gene Ontology annotation, biological process: amino acid transmembrane transport. The record is from RefSeq and is a predicted model, not a curated record. NCBI's taxonomy places the organism in Eukaryota, Fungi, Ascomycota, Eurotiomycetes, Eurotiales, Aspergillaceae. Gene Ontology annotation, cellular component: vacuolar membrane.